Messenger RNA from Manduca sexta (tobacco hornworm), 3528 nucleotides. It is a transcript of the gene RpI135, whose product is annotated as DNA-directed RNA polymerase I subunit RPA2. Gene Ontology annotation, cellular component: RNA polymerase I complex; nucleus. The transcript has 20 exons. The record is from RefSeq and is a predicted model, not a curated record. The coding region runs from base 106 to 3483 and encodes 1125 amino acids. Gene Ontology annotation, molecular function: ribonucleoside binding; DNA binding; DNA-directed RNA polymerase activity. Gene Ontology annotation, biological process: DNA-templated transcription. NCBI's taxonomy places the organism in Eukaryota, Metazoa, Arthropoda, Insecta, Lepidoptera, Sphingidae.
AUAAUUUGACACUUAGAAAAUUUUGCGUUGUGAAGUAGGUACCGCACGUGUUUUCAUUUUGUUUACAUUGUCAUAAAGUAACUAAAUGUGUAUAAAGUAAAUAAAAUGGAUUCAAAGAAAGUAGACGAAGGUCCGUCACUGGCCUACACGAGCAGCCCAGAUUAUAGAAACCCACCAAAAAUCGCAAAUCCGUACUUACAAUGCCUUGGAGCACCCCACAUAGACUCCUUCAACUACAUGCUUCAAGACGGGCUGAAAGCAGCAAUAGAUGACCUGCUACCUGUAGAAUUUGAGUUACCUGGUGGGGAACGGGUCAAAGUGACAAUAGACGAAGCAGCCUUUGCAAAGCCAAGUGUGCCCAUGGACGCAGUGGGGGUUAAGACACAGAGGGUGCUGCCGACGGAGUGCAGACAACGAGCAGCCACAUAUAGGGGGGAUUUUAAAGUCAGAGUUACAUUAUCAAUAGAUGAACGGACGGUCACAAUUGAUAGGUCUCUGGGCUUCUUACCGAUUAUGAUUAAGUCAAAAAUGUGCCACCUGAAUGAUCUGUCUCCCAAGGAACUGGUGGAACACAAUGAACAUGCUGAUGAAUGGGGAGGAUAUUUUGUUAUAAAGGGUCACGAGCGGUUGGCCCGUAUGUUACUGGUCACUAGGAGGAACUAUCCGGUCGCGAUCAAGCGGUCUGGCUGGAGGAUGAGAGGGAAUCUGUUCUCUGAUUACGGUGUCAUGAUACGCAGUGUGACCGCUGAUCAGACUAGUACUAACAAUGUCUUGCAUUUCCUAACAAACGGCACAUGCAAGCUGAUGUUCUCGUACCGCAAGAUGAUGUACUACGCACCACUGCUGCUGAUCCUCAAGUGCCUGGUGGACUGGCCCGACCACUACAUAUACCAACAACUGCUGCAACACAACAAGAACGAUCUGUAUUAUGUCAAUUGCAUCCAGAACAUGCUCCGCGAGCUGCACGAGGAAGGCCUGCAUACCUCAGACGAGUGCCGGCUGUACCUGGGCCGCAUGUUCCGCGCCAAGCUGUACGAGCUGCCGCCCUGGUGCGACGACCGGCAAGCCGCCGCCUUCCUGCUGCGCCGCUGCGUCAUGAUACACCUGGACAAGGAUGAGGACAAGUUCAAUGGGCUCGUGUUUAUGGUGCAGAAGCUCUAUGAUUUGGUCCAGAAUAAGUGUAAGGUGGAAGGCGCCGACGCGGUGAUGAUGCAAGAGGUGAUGGUGGGUGGUCACCUGUACCUGCAGGUAUUGAAGGAGCGUCUGCAGAAUAUACUGAACAACAUCCGGAUACAGAUACUGAAGCGAGCGAAGACCACGUCAAAACUUGUUAUAGGAACGAAAGAGCUGCAACAAAUCCUCCGCGCGUGCGGCAGCCUCGAGCAGAAGAUGGAGACGUUCCUGGCGACCGGCAACGCGCCCUCCAACAACGUCACGCUGUCGCAGUACAAGGGGCUCACCAUCGUCGCCGAGAACAUCAACAGGAUGCGAUACAUGUCGCAUUUUAAGUCGAUCCACCGCGGCUCGUUCUUCCUGGAGAUGCGCACGACGGAGGCGCGCGCGCUGCUGCCGGACGCGUGGGGGUUCGUGUGCCCGGUGCACACGCCCGACGGCGCGCCCUGCGGCCUGCUCAACCACCUCACCAUGCCCGCGCAGGUCACACAACGGCCUGAUCCAAAAUUAGUAGCAAAUUUACCGUUCGUUCUGGAGAAAUGCGGAAUGGAACCCAUAAGCUCAGUGUCGCGAGCGGUCUUGCACAACGUGUACAAGUAUCCGGUGUUCAUCGACGGACGGCUGGUGGGCUACUUCUCAGAAGACACUGUAGAUGACUCCGCGGCGUACUUCAGGACUUUGAAGAUCAAGGGGGAAGAAGUUCCUAUCACUACGGAGAUCGUCGUCAUACCUAAGAAGCAGAUCUGCGCGCAAUACCCAGGCGUGUUCAUAAUAACGAGUGAAGCUAGAAUGAUGCGACCGGUCAUCAACCUGGCCAGCUCGCAGCUCGAGCUGAUCGGCACCAUGGAGCAGUUGUACUUAGACAUCGCUAUCACACCGCAGGAAGUGCAUAAAGGUAAAACCACCCACAUGGAACUGUCCAAGUCCGCGUUCAUGAGUAACCUGGCGCAGCUGGUGCCGAUGCCUGACUGCAACCAGUCGCCGCGUAACAUGUACCAGUGCCAGAUGGGCAAGCAGACGAUGGGCACGCCGAUCCACACGUGGCCCACGAACGCGGAGACGAAGCUGUACCGGCUGCAGACGCCCGCCACGCCGCUGUUCCGGCCGCAGCACUACGACCGCGUCGGCCUCGACGACUUCCCCGCCGGCACCAACGCCAUCGUCGCCGUCAUCUCUUACACGGGCUACGACAUGGAAGACGCGAUGAUAAUAAACAAAUCGGCGUACGAGCGAGGGUUUGCAGCUGGCACCGUCUACAAGGCGGACUUCAUCGAGCUGCAGCACGUCAGCUCGUACUUCUGCCGCGACGACUCCAAGAACCUCAGCCAGUACAUCGACGCGGACGGACUGCCAGCCGUCGGCGCCAGGGUCAAGCCUGAUGAUCCUUUCUACUGUUAUUACGACGGCGAGAAGAACCAGUUCAUGGUGAGCCGGUACCACGGCAAGGAGGAGGUGUUCGUGGACAGCGUGAGGCUGUGCGGCGACUUCAGCGGUAAAGCAUUGAAGAAGGCCUGCAUUAUGUUGAGGAUACAACGUAACCCAACUGUGGGCGACAAGUUCGCCUCUCGAGCGGGACAGAAAGGUAUCUGUUCUCAAAAGUGGGCUGCCGAGGACCUGCCUUUCACGGAAUCUGGACUGAUCCCGGACAUCCUGUUCAACCCGCACGGGUUCCCCAGUCGUAUGACCAUCGCCAUGAUGAUCGAGUGUAUGGCAGGGAAAGCUGCCAGUCUCCACGGACAUGUACACGACGCGUCACCGUUCAGAUUCAACGAGAAAGACACGGCGAUAAACUACUUCGGUCGGCUGCUAGAGGCCGGCGGGUACAACUACUACGGCACCGAGCGCAUGUACAGCGGAGUGGACGGGCGAGAGAUGAAGGCGGAUAUAUUCUUCGGAGUGAUACACUACCAGCGGCUCCGGCACAUGGUGUCGGAUAAGUGGCAGGUGCGCACGACGGGCGCGGUGGACGCGCUGACGCGGCAGCCGGUGAAGGGGCGGCGGCGCGGCGGCGGCGUGCGCCUCGGCGAGAUGGAGCGCGACGCGCUCGUGUCGCACGGCGCCGCCUUCCUGCUGCACGACCGCCUCUUCCUCUGCUCCGACAAGACCGAGGCUGUGGUGUGCACCAAAUGCGGGACGCUCCUAGGUCCCAUAGUGGGCCAAGCGGAGAGCUCAGACGAGUGCAGGCUGUGCGGCGAGUCGACCCUGGCCAGCGUCGCCGUGCCAUACAUAUUCAAGUUCUUCGUCACACAACUCGCAUGCGUCAAUAUUAACUGCAAGAUCAACUGUGCUAAAGCUAUUGAGGGAGCUUAGUAAUAAAUAAUGUGAAAGGCUUAAUAAAUGUUUAAUUCUCUAAUA